UUUGCAUGUGGGAUGGAAAAUGGAUUCCGAGUCUAUAACACUGAUCCACUGAAAGAGAAAGAGAAACAAGAAUUUUUAGAAGGAGGAGUUGGCCACGUGGAAAUGUUAUUUCGCUGCAACUAUUUAGCUUUAGUUGGUGGUGGAAAAAAGCCAAAAUACCCUCCUAACAAAGUGAUGAUCUGGGACGACCUGAAGAAGAAGACUGUCAUUGAGAUAGAGUUCUCCACCGAGGUCAAGGCUGUCAAGCUGCGGCGAGACCGGAUCGUGGUGGUCCUGGACUCCAUGAUUAAGGUGUUCACCUUCACGCACAAUCCCCACCAGCUGCACGUCUUUGAAACCUGCUAUAACCCUAAAGGCCUCUGCGUCCUGUGUCCCAACAGUAAUAACUCCCUCCUGGCCUUCCCUGGCACCCACACUGGCCAUGUGCAGCUCGUGGACCUGGCCAGCACUGAGAAGCCACCUGUGGACAUCCCCGCACAUGAGGGCAUCCUGAGUUGCAUUGCUCUCAACCUGCAGGGCACAAGAAUCGCAACUGCGUCUGAAAAAGGGACCCUUAUAAGAAUAUUUGAUACUUCAUCAGGGCACCUGAUCCAGGAGCUGCGAAGAGGAUCCCAAGCAGCUAACAUCUACUGCAUCAACUUCAAUCAGGAUGCUUCUCUCAUCUGUGUGUCCAGUGACCAUGGCACAGUGCACAUUUUUGCAGCUGAAGACCCAAAGCGGAAUAAACAGUCCAGUUUGGCAUCAGCCAGUUUCCUUCCCAAAUACUUCAGUUCCAAAUGGAGUUUCUCCAAGUUUCAGGUCCCCUCAGGCUCUCCAUGCAUUUGUGCCUUUGGAACAGAGCCGAAUGCGGUCAUUGCAAUCUGUGCCGACGGCAGCUACUACAAGUUCCUGUUCAACCCCAAGGGCGAGUGCAUCCGGGACGUGUAUGCGCAGUUCCUGGAAAUGACCGAUGACAAACUGUGACUUCACCGUGAGCAGGCUGUGCUUGCCGCCCAGCGUCCCCGGUCUCCUGGGGCUGGUGCCAGUGCCCCAGAGCCUCAUGGGAACGGGGCUGGAGGGAUUGCCCAGGACCUCAGUCUCGAAGCCAUAUGUGGUUCUCUGCCUUCCUGAGAAAGGUCUCCCAUUACCCAACUUCAAGAGAAUGCUCAUCACCACACCUGGACACUCGGUGGCUCUGGGCAGCCCCUGCUUGCCCGCCAGCCACUACCCUUUAGCUCAGCUGCCACCUUAGCUAGUAGCUCCAGCACAUCCUGUACUGGUGGGCUCCAUCCCAGCCUAGGGACAGGGCUGCCAAGGAUGGGCACAUGGAGGUUUGUUCCUGCCACAAACCCACUGUUUUUUCGGAGAAGCAGACAAGUGAAGAAGUCAGCAGUGCAACACCACCUGGAGCCCACACCUGCAGUCCUGGCACCUGGACACGUGUCUCUUGGGAGCACAGCCUGCUCUGGGCCUCAAGUGGCUGUCCCCACCCUGUUGGAGCCAUUAGGACGAGGCUAACACUACCCUCCAGCACAGAGUUGUGUCCACCCACCAGAGCCCUGUCCUUAUGGGGGUGCUGCAGCGCUUCCCCACCAUCUAUGGGUACAGAGCAGCGAACAGUGUCUGAAGGUGUGGCUGUCCUCAGCAUCCCUGGUCCUCAGCCCUUCCCAGAAACCCAGGGCCCCCAUGCUGUGGAAGGCCAAACCAAGCUCCGGUACAGGAUGGCCCUCCCCAUUCUGCAGCUCCCUUCAAGAGGCAUUUGAUUGCCACAUCUUGGAGCUUGUACCCAAAUCUCUUCAAUGGAUCGGAAAGAACCACAAAUGAACAACCAAGAUCCCUGUGGAGCAGAGAAGAGCAGAUGGAGCAGAGGACGUUGCACCGCUGCCAAAUCCCAGGCAGCACUGGGUCCUACUUCCUGAUGUCUCAGACCGUGAGCGAUGUGCGUGUUGGUGCCUUGUGCUGCACCAGACGAUGUAGAAACAGACAGGCCACACAGACAGCCUCCCAGGCCAGUCUGGUUAUGUCUUUGGAGCAAAGGGACUGGAAUUGCUGGGCCUGAGGGCUUUGAGUUCAGUAUGCAUUUGCCACCUCCUCACCUGGAGCCCUGACCCAUCCUCCAGAUACCUUUGCUGGGACCAGGGGCCGAGCCGUUUUUUCUGUGUGAAAGAACUGAGAGCCAGUGGCAGUGGGUGGGGCUGCCUGGGGAAUACGGGCUGCUCCAGAAGCCUUGGUGGGACCAGACGGCAGCUGUUGCUGUCAGGUGGCCUUUCAUCUAGAACAGCAGCUCAAAACCCUGGAAAUGUGGGGAUGGUCAGCUGUCAGGUGCCUUGGGGGCUGAGCUCGCCCCUGGGGUCAGUCCAGAGGUUGGCAGGGCCUGUCCACGCUGCACCCUUCUGACACCCAGCCGCUUUGAGGUGGGAAGACGCCACACCUCCUUUCCCGUUUCCUGUGUUCUGCUGGACAGGAGGGACCUGGAGUAUGUGGCUGGCUCUGCCUCGAUUGUGGGGGCCUCAUCGGACUGGAAGUCCCCUGGACGACUCAUGCUCCUACCCCAGCUGCCCCAGGAAAGGCAGGCUCCACACUCUGGCUACAGAACACUGUGAUGCACGCCACCUGCUGUUGGUACCCUGGUGUAGGUCCACCACCCGCAAAGCCUGUGCCCUGCCUCUCGAAGCCACAUGUGGCUUACACUGGUCCUGGUGCUCGGGGAUGCUUGACCUUGAGCGUUUCUCGUACACGUGUCAGUCGUACUCGUCUACUGACGGCCACUGGUGCCUGUCUUGUGGCACAUCUGUGACUCCAGUUGUGGCGUGGACACAGCAGAUGGUUCCUUGGCCUGGCUGCCUUGUGAGCUGCUGAGGAAUGUGCAUGGCUGGGCAGUGGCCUGUGGUAUGAAGGGCAGGGCUGGCACAGAGGACGCUGGGGCAGCCUGUUGGGCCCAGGCUGGGUGGCGAUGGCCUGUUCCCCAUGUUCUGUGGGUGUGGGCACCACCUGGCUUUGGGGCUCUGGGCGCCUGCACAUGGGUGUAGUUCAUGCUGGGCACUGGAGUUCAGGUCUGUGCUUCUGUGCUGUGGGCACUGGUUCAAGGACGUCUGCUGCAUGCAGCCUCCUCCAGAUGCAGACGUGCGCUGCAUCGUAGGGGCAGAGGUGUGCUUGGUACAGGUGCCUGGCAGUGCCAAGGGAGAUGCCACCUGUGGACCGCAGAAGCUUGUGGGGUCACCAGUAGGUGCCUGACCUGCAUCCCCCUGCUGAGCUGGGCUCUGGCAGAACCUGAGCCUCUGGGGCAGGUGAAGGGGAGGGUCGGCCAGACACUGGGAAGCAGACGUCCUAGAAACCUCCGCAGUGGGUGUGACCCCCCCCCCCCCAAAGAGCCAGUGCUCUUGGGCUUCUAUUUCCCAGUCUGCACAAAGGCUCAGAUUCUCGCUGCCAUUUCCUGCUCGGAGUUCACACCAAUGUCACCAUGAGAGGCUCCACUGAGCUGGCUGUUUGUUCCUAUCGGAACUUGUGACCACAGAAGCCCUGGCCCAGCAGGAAGGAGGGAGAGCCCUGAUGAGGAACCCUGUUCCAGGGGAGCCCAGAGUGUGAUGUGUGCCCAGACUCCAGUGACCGACAGCAUGUGGCAGGUGGGCAGCACCAGCACCUUCAGGAAGGCUGACCUGCUCGAUGGGCUGCAGACCAGUGCCGGCCUUCCCCAGGCUGAGGCUGCCUGCAGCAGCCACAGCAGCACAGUGCCACCCCAGGGCCAGAGGCCUGCCAGCCGCACCUCUGGUGCUUCCACAAGAAGACGAUGCACCAUUCAACUAAAAUU
This is a messenger RNA of Urocitellus parryii (Arctic ground squirrel), 3787 nucleotides long. Lineage: Eukaryota; Metazoa; Chordata; Mammalia; Rodentia; Sciuridae. The record is from RefSeq and is a predicted model, not a curated record.